GUGAGUAUAAGUUUUGGAAUAAAUAAACAAUUUAAAUUCCAAAUCUCAAGUCGUCCGAUUCGAAAAAAAGGUUUUUAGACUUUGAUUUUAUAAAAAAAUGGUGUCACUUAGCCCUACCGACAUUCGUGAAUUGGUAUUAAAUGUUCAGUCGCCCAUUGUUUUGAAGAAUUUGAAGAUUCCUUGGAAAUGUUUUGACCUGUCCUUACAGGAUUGGUGUUCAUUAUUGGAGAAUCACAUGAACAAGAAACAUUGUAAAAUAAAUUUUGAAGUUGGCAGAAGGAAGCAUACACAUUUUCCUCAAUGGGAGAGAUUUAGGGAUGAAAAGGAAUUGCAUAUUUCAGAGUUUCUAGAAGAAAAUUCAGAUUUUCUUUCAGAAAAUUGGGCUUGUCUGAGUUAUAGAAACAUAGAAGAAUUACCAGAUAUUUUACGUGACGAUAUUAAAUUUACCUGCUUUGGAUUCCCUGAGAUUGAUGAUAAUGAUACCACGUUUUGGUUAAAUACAAAAGAUUGUAAUACAUCAUGCCAUUAUGAUACAUAUGGUUGUAAUGUGGUUGUACAAGUGUUUGGAAGAAAAUCGUGGUUACUAUUUCCACCAACUUCUGUAUUUGAUCCCAUACGUAUUCCAUACGAAGAGUCUAGUGUUUAUUGUUCUACAAAUUUUUAUAGUCCAAAUGACUUACGUCAAUUUAAAGAAAUCAAAGAUAAAUGCCAUAGAUGUGUUUUGGAGCCUGGUGAUAUACUUAUAGUUCCUAAAAACUGGUGGCAUUAUGUUGAAAGUUUAGAGACAUCAUUAAGUUUCAAUCAUUGGAUUCCUUUAGAAUCUGAUAUCGAAUCUCAACUGGAUGAGUGCCUAGUAAAAUACAUAAUUGAAAAGUUCUUGGUGGCUGAAGAUGAAACCAAUAUUAGGAAUUUUUUAAAUCCCAAUCAGUUAAUAAGUUUCCUUGAAGAUGCAGAAAUCUUACAAAUAUUGGAAAAAUUAUGUGACGAAAAUUUACACAACAAUGAAGAGAAUGAAAUUGCUAGUAUAAAGAAACCCAAAACAUUGCGAUAUCCUUAUAUGUACUUAACAGAAGCUGAAACAGAAAACAUAAUAAAAAAUUUAAAGUGUGAUCACUACUAUGUAAAAACUGUUCUAAAUCACGAAUUUUUAGAGUUAAUGCGAAACAAUUCUUUAAGAUACGAUAAAACUUUGGAAGAAAAAAUUGAUAAAAGCUCAGAAGCAAAGUUAAAAGAAAUAUUAAUUAAUUCCAUUUGUCAUCCAAAUAUGAUAAGUAACAUUAGAAAAUUAUUAUUAGAAAAUUAUAAAAAAGAUAACAAGUAAAUGUUCAAAAAUUAGUUAAUAUAAUCUUUUUUGAAAGUGGAAUUAGUUUUCAUAUAUGUAUGUAUGUAAUUUUUUAAUUGCGUAUACGUUCUUGUACUAUUCUAUGAUAA
Condylostylus longicornis is the source of this 1431-nucleotide messenger RNA. RefSeq names its product HSPB1-associated protein 1 (gene HSPBAP1). The transcript is spliced from 5 exons. Lineage: Eukaryota; Metazoa; Arthropoda; Insecta; Diptera; Dolichopodidae. Gene Ontology annotation, molecular function: 2-oxoglutarate-dependent dioxygenase activity. The coding region runs from base 98 to 1321 and encodes 407 amino acids. The record is from RefSeq and is a predicted model, not a curated record.